AUGAAGCAAAUCAAGAUGAAUUACAGCCCUGGCCCUCCCUCCCAUCCUCUGACAUCUAAACGGGGAAAGAGAUCGUGGGCGAGGACAAACACAACCCUGGGGAAUAAGGAGCGAAAAGUAGCCAGCAGUUUUCUGGAGCCGAGAAAACCUGUGUUUUUGCGCUUAGCUCUGCCUCUAACCUACCGAGGGAUCACGCGGCAGUGGGGGGCAGAUAAAAGCCCUUUGGCCGAGGGUCACCUCCGUCCUUGUUGUUCACUUGAGAGCAGUGGAGAGGAAAACGGUCCCCACGGGCGGACUUUGGCUUCUGGAGCCGCGCAGCCCAGCGGGCCGGGCCGCCCGGAGCUCCGCCCGCUCCCGAGCCGGCGGAGUCGUUCCUCUCGCCCCUCCCGCUCCCACGCGGGCCCCCCUCCAGCCAUCGCUCCUGCCACCACCUCGGUUCCACUCAAUCGAUUUUUGCUGCAUGUCAACACUUAUUACCGCAAAGGAGAAGAUGGUGCAGCCGCGCAUUACCCUGAGGAUAUUUUCAGAGGCUCCCGGAGAAGUGGUGGCUCAGAAGGCAACCUACGCACCUCCGAAAGGGGACCCCUUUCGUGUCCCCGCACUGUUGUCUGCACGUCCCUUGGGACAACCAACCCGGAAUCUGAUCCUCAGCUGCCGCCACGCGCCCACCUCCCUCUGGCAUCCCCACCCCGCUGCUCCUCGCUAGCGUCGAAGCCGCGGCGCUGGGGCAGCACAGACCCGCCCCGGGGUCGUUCUGGGGCGCAGCGCCCGCCCCCGCGCUCCCGUCGCCCCCGCACGCGACGCUCCCGGGCCCGGGCUGCGGCGUCGUGGGCGGUCGCGGCUCCAGCCCGAGCACUGCCUCUUGGCUGCGCUUCAGGGACGCCUGCCGGGCCCGGGCCGCGGACCCGCUGGCUUCUCCGCGGUCUCAGAGGUGGCCUGGGGAGGCCCAGGCCGCAGGAGCGCCCAGUCCCCGCACCCACCCCCGCCACAUCCCUCCUCACCCUCUCUCGGGCUUCCGCGCCUUCAUUCCCGAGCGGCCAUAUACCUUGAAUGGGUCAUCCCUGCCUGCCUCCCUAGAGCUGCCUCUCGAAGCCCUGGGGUUGAACAUUAACCAGCCGGAGCUAUAGAGUGGGGUAAAACGUUACAUAUAAAAAUGAAUCAUCUAUCCGAUCCUGGGAGAGAGGACCUAUAGCGAGCUCUGCGCCUAGAGCUGCCCCGGCAAUGUCCCCGGCCCAAUGCACAGACCCUUCUGGCAUCCACUUCCUAGGGACCUUUCGGCCGCUGGCGGCUGAAGUUGGGUGGAGGCGGGGGAGAUGGAGGUUUUCGAACCAGACGUUCUCCUCGAGGAGCCUGACGUUUAGGCUUUCUAACGCAAGUGCAUUUCCUCUCCUUUCUCACUCGAGGUACACACAAAGGUCUGGAACAGCCUUUUGUAUCUUAACAAAGUUAGAGUAGCUGAAGUUGUUGGAGGAGAGGCUGCCCACAUGCUCGAGAACCCAAGCUGAUCCGUCGACUCCGGGGAUCGGCCGCGAGCCCUGGCGCUCCGGAUGCACCCUGCGAGGCAGGGCUGGGUGUGCAGAGAGUGGAGCCGGAGCCCUGCAAGGCGGGCUGGAGCCUGAGCGGAGGCGCAAGUGAGAAACUGAAGCCUCCUGCCAACAGCCAUGUGUGUGAGAUUGAAAGUGAAUUCUCCAGUUCUCUGAAUGACUGCAGUCCUGGCCAACAACUUGACCCGACACCUAAGCUGCUCCCAGAUUCCUCACCCUCAAAACUGGAUGAGAUAUAAAUAUUUAUUGUUUUAAGAUGCUAAGUUUUGAGUAAUCUGUUACAUUGCAAUAGGUAACUAAUUCGCUAUGUAUGUGCUUCCUGUCUUCCAAAACUUUUUGUCACUUUUCAUCUGUUACAGUCUUGCCUCUUCUUUGCUCUUAAGGGUUCUCUCCUCCACUCUUUCUCUCCCUCACCCCCACCAUUUUAAUAGCAUUUGGGAGAAAAUAGAGAGAAAUCUAUUCAAUUAGUCAAAUUUUACCAGAAGUCCGAGGAAGUGAAUCUUAAGCACAGAUUUGAAGGAGGGAAAGGAUAGGAUUUAAUGGUGCUGUUUAAGAAAAACAUUUGAGAUAGAAGAAAUUUAAUAUAAACAGUAGGAGA
This is a messenger RNA of Nyctereutes procyonoides (raccoon dog), 2142 nucleotides long. RefSeq lists its product as uncharacterized. Bases 1 to 1050 code for a protein of 349 amino acids. The transcript is spliced from 6 exons. The record is from RefSeq and is a predicted model, not a curated record. Lineage: Eukaryota; Metazoa; Chordata; Mammalia; Carnivora; Canidae.